CUCCUGCGUGCUUGAUCGUACCUGAGCGCAACAUACCUGUCCAUGUGCUAUGGCGGGGUCUGCUAUUAUUCUGAAGGUUGCUACGAUUUUGAUAUGUUUUUUAUCCGCUGGAACAACGGAAACAUCCAGAAGGUCUAGGAGGAGCUCCGGUGAUCAGAUCCUACCCAGUUCCUACCUCCACCUGCCCGACAUGCUUCAUUCCAGGAACCCGCUGCUCCCCACGGAAUAUUUCUCACCAUCACGCGGCACCGGCUCCGAGCCACUUCCCUCCCGGGUCCGAGAUCUUCUCCUUCCGGUUACUCCGACGCCAGCCUCGCCCGCCUUAGCACUCGAGCCCGGCAGCAUUAACACGCGCUGUGACGGGGACAAGAUGAACGUGCAGGUCCACAAAAGUGUCUUGGGUUGGGGUGGAUCAGCGUCGCAUCUCUCCGUCGGUACUUGUCGACCUACCGGAUCUACUGGACAGUUUAUCUAUUUUGAGAUUAGAUUCAACCAGUGUCGAACUGUCCGGAUGGUGAUCAAUAACGGGCUGGUUUAUUCCAACACGCUUCGCUACGACCCGCCGCCCCCCCCGGGUCAGAUAAGAAGAGUCGUGCCGUUCACCCUGCCAGUUUCCUGUCAAUACGACCGGUACCACUACUCUUAUAAAAUAGGUUACAUCCCGAAGAUUGUGACGCAAGGGGUGUUAAAACCAAUAACCAGCAGGGAGGACUUCACCCUGACUCCUCGGAACGCCAGGUGGAAAAGACUAUCCCCGUGGGAGCGCCACCAUGUUCUGGGGAAGCCGAUGUUCUUUGAGGUGUCGUCUCGGAGCCUGGCUCCAGGCAGACGGCUGUACGUCGAGAGCUGUUUCGCCACCCAAGGGCCCUCGACCACCUCCACGCCCAGGCUCACCAUCGUUAACAAUUUCGGGUGUAUGGUCAAACAGAUCGGUCGUUCCCGAUUCAUUCCCUCCAGUAAGAACAGGGUGAGGUUCAGUGUCGACGCCUUCCUGUUCGAUGCUACAGUCCAGCCCCUCUACAUGCACUGUUCCAUGUCAACGGCUGACUCCACAGCGACCCCUACAGCCAAGGCCUGUACCUACGACUAUGCAAAGAAACGGUGGAGGGAGGUGUCCGGUCAGGAGUCUGUGUGUUCCUGCUGUGAGACCAGCUGUAGCUCCGUCCCCUCAUCAGACGUGAUGGUAAGGAGCAAAUCCUGGACGAUGGAGCGUAGAGGAAAACCUUCUGCCCAUCCCAAGAAGAACAUCAACGUGGCCGUAGCUACCACCAUGACACCGACAACAGUCAAGAUGAUGAGCAAAUUUAGAACUCUCCAACAAAAUGGCGCUGGAGUCAGUCCUGUGGAUGUAUAUGCCAGGGAGUGGCAAGAGAAAGCUCUGAGGGGUUCUGGUGGCGUCAAGGAGGUUCUGAGGGGUUCUGCUAGAGUCAAGGAGGUUCUGAGGGGUUCCGGUGGUGCCAAGGAGGUUCUGAGGGGUUCCGGUGGUGCCAAGGAGGUUCUGAGGGGUUCCGGUGGCGCCAAGGCGGUUCUGAAGGGUUCUGGUGGCGCCAAGGAGGUUCUGAAGGGUUCUGCUAGAGUCAAGGAGGUUCUGAGGGGUUCUGGUGGCGUCAAGGAGGUUCCGAAGGGUUCUGUUGGUACCAAGGAGGUUCUGAGGGGUUCUGCUAAAGUCAAGGAGGUUCUGAGGGGUUCCGGUGGUACCAAGGAGGUUCUGAGGGGUUCCGGUGGCGCCAAGGAGGCUUGGACGGGUUCCGGUGGCGCCAAGGCGGUUCUGACGGGUUCUGCUAGAGUCAAGAAGGUUCUGAAGGGUUUAGGUGGUUCCAAGGAGGUUCCGAAGGGUUUGGGUGGUUCCAAGGCGGUUCUGAGGGGUUCUGGUGGUGGCAAGGCGGUUCUGAGGGGUUCUGGUGGUACCAAGGAGGUUCUGAGGGGUUCCGGUGGUGCCAAGGCGGUUCUGAGGGGUUCCGGUGGUACCAAGGAGGCUUGGACGGGUUCCGGUGGAGCCAAGGCGGUUCUGAAGGGUUCUGCUAGAGUCAAGAAGGUUCUGAAGGGCUCCGUUGGGGCCAAGGAAGUUCUGAAGGGUUCCGGUGGUGUCAAGGAGCUUUGGACGGGUUCCGUUGGUGCCAAGGAGGUUCUGAAGGGUACGGGUUGGUCCAAGGAGGUUCUGAGGGGUUUCGGUGGCGCCAAGGAGGUGCAGGGUCCCAAGACGUUAAGGGAGGUUUAA
Messenger RNA from Gadus morhua (Atlantic cod), 2218 nucleotides. RefSeq names its product zona pellucida glycoprotein 3d tandem duplicate 2 (gene zp3d.2). The transcript is spliced from 9 exons. Gene Ontology annotation, molecular function: acrosin binding. Bases 50 to 2218 code for a protein of 722 amino acids. The record is from RefSeq and is a predicted model, not a curated record. Lineage: Eukaryota; Metazoa; Chordata; Actinopteri; Gadiformes; Gadidae. Gene Ontology annotation, cellular component: extracellular matrix. Gene Ontology annotation, biological process: egg coat formation; binding of sperm to zona pellucida; positive regulation of acrosome reaction.